AUGUUUCCUUCAAGCGGAAAUGGCUGCUGCAGUGAUCCAAUGGCGUAUUUCGCUGCAGAUCCAUCACUUUCCUUCUUCAAUUUCCCCUCUCCUUAUUACAACCAAUGUGAGCUAGAAGCACUGCAAGACUAUGAUGUUUUUCUCCAACAAGACCGUGAUCUGUUGCUUCAUAACCAGACCUUGAUGGCGGCUUAUUCUGUCUCGGCCGACACCGUCACUAACACGCCUGGUUUCGGCCCCGAUGGAACGAAAGUAGCGCAGAAGACACCUGGGAAGAGAUCGUCGAGUUCCAAGAGAGACCGACACAUUAAGAUUAACACGGCGAACGGACCGAGAGACCGGAGGAUGAGGCUGUCGCUCGACGUUGCUCGGGAGUUCUUCUGUCUGCAGGACAUGUUGGGGUACGACAAGGCGAGUAGAACCGUCGAGUGGCUGCUCAUACAGGCGAGGCAAGAAAUCAAGAGGCUAGCGAGAACCCAUGUCGACGGCGUCGUCGUUGCAUCCGCCGCAGCAAAGAGCCCUUCCUCCACAUCGAAGGGCGAAGUGUUAUCGGCGGCGGAACCUAAAGCGACUGAGAAAAAGAUCAAACAUCAAGCUAAAACCUCUUUCAAUCCACUCGCGAGAGAUUUGAGGGACAAGGCGAGGGCGAGGGCGAAGGAGAGAACAAAAGCAAAGAAGAUGUGGACUCAAACGCCAUGGGGUUGA
Messenger RNA from Hibiscus syriacus, 705 nucleotides. RefSeq names its product transcription factor DICHOTOMA-like. Gene Ontology annotation, molecular function: sequence-specific DNA binding; DNA-binding transcription factor activity. The record is from RefSeq and is a predicted model, not a curated record. Gene Ontology annotation, biological process: regulation of secondary shoot formation. Gene Ontology annotation, cellular component: nucleus. The coding region runs from base 1 to 705 and encodes 234 amino acids. Lineage: Eukaryota; Viridiplantae; Streptophyta; Magnoliopsida; Malvales; Malvaceae. The transcript has 2 exons.